AUGUCGUGCCAGCGCGGCGGGGUGCAGCUUCCCUGGCAGGCCUGGGGCGGAGAGCACGCCGACAACGACGCAGCCGCGGAGCGCUUCCUCGAGGCGUCGACGCUGUGGGCGCCCAUCAGCUCGCCGCCAGGUACGACCGGCGGGGCUACGCGGCGCGCGGCGGCGCGGUACAGGCGACGGGGUUUGGACGGCAACAGUCAUGUCGCGGAGGACGGCGGCGCCGCGGCCGUCUGCGCGAUCUGCUUGGCAGGUCUGGAGGAAGCGGAAGCUGGGCGCCAGGCGGUCGCGGAGCUGGGCGCCUGCUCGCACGUGUUCCACGCCGCGUGCAUAGACGCCUGGGCCGGCACCGGCGCGGCGGCCACCUGCCCGUUGUGCGGCGCGCCCAUGACGCCCACGCCGUGGGAGGACGACGGGCAGAGCUUGCCCGCGCCGUGA
Messenger RNA from Panicum hallii, 435 nucleotides. RefSeq names its product E3 ubiquitin-protein ligase ATL6-like. Gene Ontology annotation, molecular function: zinc ion binding; ubiquitin protein ligase activity. The record is from RefSeq and is a predicted model, not a curated record. Lineage: Eukaryota; Viridiplantae; Streptophyta; Magnoliopsida; Poales; Poaceae. The transcript has a single exon. Gene Ontology annotation, biological process: protein ubiquitination. Bases 1 to 435 code for a protein of 144 amino acids.